UUAAAGAGGGGCGGGCGCUCGGGAGGGAGGGGGAAGAGAGAGAGAGAGAGAGAGAACAAGCUGAGUGUGUGUGGGUGAGAGAGAGAGAGAGAGUUUCCCCUCCCCAGGUAGGACAGUCGGUUACAGACAGAGACAGAGAGGCACUUUACUAAAUACAGGCUGAGGGCUGGUACAAAUUGUGUCUUUCAGGCCUGGAAAUGCGGUCGCCUCGUUCCAAUGAGUGAGGCAUCCUGUAAACUUGGCGAAGGUUUCAAACUGCCCCUAAAUUAGCGGGGGCAAGGGGGCGGAAAGUGACCCCCCACCCCACCCCACCAAGAAACCCCCAUGUAACAGUUGGGGAAAGAGUUUCAGCAAAGCUGUUUCCUCCCCUUCCCUGCAAUUUCGACGGAAAGAAGCAUUGAAGGGACAACUCUCGCUUCUUCUUCUCUCUCUCCUCCUCCACCUUCCUCCUCCCCCCCCCCCCCCCCUCCCCUCCACCCACCCCCCUAGAAUGACGUCUGGGGUAAAUCUGAAAUCGAACCCGGCUUUGGUGCCCCGAGUCGAGGAGCGAAGACGCCGCAGUCCCCUGGAUCAUUUCCCCCCUCCGGCCAACUCCAACAAACCGCUGACCCCCUUCAGCAUCGAGGAUAUCCUGAACAAGCCGUCGGUGAAAAAAACAUCCCAUCUCUGUUCCGCCAACCACCCGGGCGGGCCCGAGAAGGUAUCGGGUCCCGCGGUGGUCAGGAACGGGCUGCUGUCUGAAGCCUCGCCUCUCUGCGCGCUGGAAGAACUUGCCAGUAAAACUUUCAAGGGUCUGGAAUUGAGUGUGAUACAAGCGGCCGAAGGCCGAGAUCAUGUCACCACGUUUGGCCAAAGGCAGCCCUCGAAGAAGAGACGGAAGUCCCGCACAGCCUUCACCAACCAUCAGAUUUACGAGCUGGAGAAGAGGUUCCUUUAUCAGAAGUACUUGUCCCCCGCCGACAGGGAUCAAAUUGCCCAGCAGCUGGGCCUGACCAACGCCCAGGUGAUAACGUGGUUCCAGAACCGGCGGGCCAAGCUGAAGCGGGACCUGGAGGAGAUGAAAGCCGACGUGGAGUCCCUGAAGAAGCUGCCGCCCCAGCAGCUGGAGAGACUGGUUCACAUGGAGGUGUUCCCCGAGGACGGGGCCGGCUCCAAGUGCGAGACCACGGACCUCUCCCCCAAACCGUCCCCGGCGCCUGGACUCGGGCCCUUUCCCAAUUCGCCGCAGUGUUCCUCCAGGGAUCAGACUACUGACGAGUUCUCUGAAGACGAGGAAAUUGAAGUGGACGAUUGACUGAGAUGAAGCCAAAACUACAUUUGAGUAUCUUUAAGUGAGGAACGGGGGGGGGAACGACACAGAGAGCGGACUCUGCCAGUGAAUGGGAAGAAGACACACAUGGAUUUAACUGCUUUCAACUUCUGUGAAAAUAAAGCAAUUUCUUCGUGUCCCUUUUUAAACUUUUUGACAUUGGAAUCUCUGCACGUUGUUGAAUCUCUCCGAAGGAGCAAGUACAGUCGGACACAAGGCGAUACAGACUUUCUCCUCCGCCUUGUAUGUAAGAAGUUCUAUCCGGUUUAAUUUCUUUGGACGGGGAAAUGAGUGCAAUUCUAUACAUACAUUAACUUGUUUUUCUGGGUUUGUUUUUUGUUUGUUUGUUCAUUUAAUUUGACCGGUCAGAAUCCUGGACUAAGUCCCCACUGCUCAGCAGACCCAGCCUCCUGUUCAUAAUCUCUUUCACAAAAAAAAGUGUUCACAUAGGCUGAAGAUUAAUACACGUGGUUAAUUUAUCUUCGAGGAAAGCAAGACCCACUUUAUUUUUUUCUCUCUCACAUGCUUUCCUUCCCCAUUUAGAAAAUGGAAUCCGUAUUGCAAAAGUUGCUGUACACUUUAACCCCAAAGCUGCUCUUGAAAAACACAAAAAAAAUCCCCAGUUCUGUUUCGUUAUCUCUCGCAGCAACUUUGAAAUUACCAAACCUAAUCGAGUGCAUCCUUUAAGUUAUUAAAGUAUUAUUAAACUGACGGGAUUGGGGGUGGGAGUGGGGUUGGGGGAGUUGGAAUCGCGGGAUGAAAUGGCUGUGUGUAUAUAUUUUGAAUAAAGACAGAAGAGCCGAACUAUAGCAAGCUAAUAUGCCCUGCUCUUUCUUAAAAACAACAGCAGCAGCAAGGAGAAACAAUGGUUCCAACCUAUGCAGGUCUCGCUGAGAAAAUUGUAGGUUCAAGCCUAG
This is a messenger RNA of Chiloscyllium plagiosum (whitespotted bambooshark), 2226 nucleotides long. RefSeq names its product ladybird homeobox 2 (gene lbx2). The record is from RefSeq and is a predicted model, not a curated record. Gene Ontology annotation, molecular function: DNA-binding transcription factor activity, RNA polymerase II-specific; sequence-specific double-stranded DNA binding. Lineage: Eukaryota; Metazoa; Chordata; Chondrichthyes; Orectolobiformes; Hemiscylliidae. Gene Ontology annotation, cellular component: nucleus. Gene Ontology annotation, biological process: regulation of transcription by RNA polymerase II.